AUGCGCCCCACGAUACCAUAUCCAUUGCAGGAUGAAGAUGAACCGCCUUUGUCAAAAGACAGAGCGAAUAUUGGACAGCGCCGUUGCGAGAAACAAUCGGUACCGCGUCGUAAAGCCGUCCAAAAAAUGAGACAGGAGAAAAGACCACACACCAACAAAGGCUGGAUGUUUCCUUUCGCGGCCAAAAAGCAGCGGUCCAGUCUUUUCGACUCAGAUUCGUCAUCUUUAAUCAAAGCUCCUUCGCCUGCUAUUUACGAUAAUUCAACCCUGGUUGAUACUGGUGAUAAGAUAGUGAUGAAUCGCUCCCGUAACGCUGAGCCGAUCCGUGCUGCAAUGACUAAAUCUCAAUUUGUGCCUUUUAUUCCUAAUAAAUGGCACGAGCGCCCUGUAUCCACACACAGAGUGGUUUCCAAGGACCCACUUGAUUGUUCAGCUGCAGGGCUUGUUGAAGGAAGCUCCAAAGUCUCUGAGGACUCCCUGGGCCGUGUCCUAUCACUUUUCAUCCUCGUCACUGUCGUCGCCAUUUUCAGCUCGAUCACUGGACAACUGAUCGAAGCUGUAAAAGAUAAAACGGGUUUAAAGUGA
Molecule: messenger RNA, 585 nt
Organism: Lachancea sp. 'fantastica'
Lineage: Eukaryota; Fungi; Ascomycota; Saccharomycetes; Saccharomycetales; Saccharomycetaceae
Source: the annotation of a GenBank genome assembly